AUGGAAGAACUUGCGGACUAUUACUAUCUUGGAUUCUAUCAGAAAGUUGCGACUGACGGAUCUAAGCCAGAAAUUCCAGAAGAAGGACAAUUUAUGGUUUAUAGAUCAAAUCUUGCUCUUGGAAAAGUCGAUUAUGUGAUAAAUCAAACAAGAAGAGGCGAUUCACCUAUGGCAAAAGGAAUUAACAUUUUAGCUAAUGUAAUGAAAAUGGAAGAUAAUGAUACAAAGGUUAAAUAUAUUACAGAUAAUUUUGAUAUUCAAGCGAAAAACGGAAGUCAGUACUACACAAUCUGCAUUGCUAUUUGCUACUUAUUAUGCAACAAACCCGGCGAUGCUCUUGAACUAAUUCACGAUCUUAAACACCCAGAAGCAGGAAUGAUACGAAUUCAAGCAUUAUUAGCACUCGACAGACCAGAAUUAGCAUCCGAGGAAAUUCCUAACAUUAGUAACAAAGCAUUAUCUGAUAUUGCACAAGGAGUUGUCGCAAUUCGUACCCAAGAAAAUCUUAAUAAGGCAAUCAACGAUCUUCUUGACCAACACGAUAGAUACUCUCAAUUAGUAUCACCUCUACUUGAUAGUUUAAUCGCUACUUGCCGUUUUCUUCUCAAUGAGAAGGAACUCGCAAUUGGAGACCUUGCACAGGACGUAAACCAGUUUCCAAAUGAUCCUAAUGUUAUUAUUAACGAUUUUGUUCUUUCAAUUCCUUCAGCAGACGCAAAACAAAUUUCAGAUAAAGUUGCGUUAGUUAAUUCUACGAAAUGCCAGUAUUCCAGCAAUAUUGCUCAAAUGUUGGAACAAUUCGACCAAAAGGCAGCUGAAAUUGCUGAAUAG
Messenger RNA from Trichomonas vaginalis G3, 831 nucleotides. RefSeq names its product coatomer subunit epsilon family. Gene Ontology annotation, cellular component: COPI vesicle coat. NCBI's taxonomy places the organism in Eukaryota, Parabasalia, Trichomonadida, Trichomonadidae. The coding region runs from base 1 to 831 and encodes 276 amino acids. The transcript has a single exon. Gene Ontology annotation, molecular function: structural molecule activity; protein binding. The record is from RefSeq and is a predicted model, not a curated record. Gene Ontology annotation, biological process: intra-Golgi vesicle-mediated transport; retrograde vesicle-mediated transport, Golgi to endoplasmic reticulum; endoplasmic reticulum to Golgi vesicle-mediated transport.